Molecule: messenger RNA, 674 nt
Organism: Trametes versicolor FP-101664 SS1
Lineage: Eukaryota; Fungi; Basidiomycota; Agaricomycetes; Polyporales; Polyporaceae
Exons: 4
Coding region: 220-648 (142 amino acids)
Biological process (GO): endoplasmic reticulum to Golgi vesicle-mediated transport
Source: RefSeq, a predicted model, not a curated record
CGACAAGAGGCAAGGGGUUCUUCGCUGUGGUAGGUCACGGCGGCGGUGGUGGGAGGAGGCGGGAUUGGCGCGCCGGGUGAGCGCUGGUGGGCGGCGCGGGAUACGGCAAGCGCCUACACGUCGGCGUGGCGCUCCUCACUCAACUGUGGCGUCUGGCCGUGCCUGUACUCUCCUCCCAUUCUCAUGCUCUCUUGAGCUCAGCUGGUCUGUUAAUCCAUCAUGUCCCAACGACACAGGACCAACCUCCGCGACCGUUCUACGCUUCUCGGCACCCCGGAUUAUACCACCCCGCCCUCGUCUGGCCGCUCUUCACCUUAUGCAGUAGGGCGAGAGGUCCCGUUUCAGGCGCAGGGGCAGCGUUACGCGGAUGACUUGGAGGGCCAGAAUGACGAGCACCUAGAGGGACUCACGGCGAAGGUCAAGCUGCUCAAGGAUAUUACUAUUGGAAUUGGAAACGAGGUUCGCGACUCGACCAUCCAGCUCAGCCAGAUGAACGACGCGUUCGCGGAGACGUCCGGCAUCCUCUCGGGGACCUUCCGCCGCAUGAACAACAUGGCGUCGCGGCAGGGCUGCCGCUGGCUCUGGUACAUCGUCUUCCUCAUCAUCGUCUUCUGGUUCUUCAUCAUUGUAUGGUGGUUUCGGAGAUAGUACGCCCCUCUCACGCUUUCCCAUCC